This is a messenger RNA of Aspergillus vadensis CBS 113365, 4552 nucleotides long. RefSeq names its product putative leucine permease transcriptional regulator (SAC3). Gene Ontology annotation, cellular component: cytoplasm; nucleus; transcription export complex 2. The record is from RefSeq and is a predicted model, not a curated record. The transcript has 6 exons. Bases 459 to 4085 code for a protein of 1208 amino acids. Lineage: Eukaryota; Fungi; Ascomycota; Eurotiomycetes; Eurotiales; Aspergillaceae. Gene Ontology annotation, biological process: mRNA export from nucleus.
UACUCCACGCCUUUGGAGGUCGGGGAGUCCAGGAGCUCGUACUCCAUCUUCUCUCAUCCAUCGACUGCUGCCCUCCGACUUUCUGUCAACGAACCUCUAAAGGUACCGAAUCACUCGCUGCUUGCUCUCGCGUCUUUCGCUUCUUUCAACAUUGUCGCUUUCUUUUUCAUACGGUUUUCGUGCCUUCGCGAUUUUCCUUGACUUAAAUGAUAUCAUCGCCAUGUGGUUUCACAAGUCGUCCCGUCUUUACAAAAGCUGACUUCUCCGUUACGCGCGUGUCAAUGGUCUUGGACAAUAGCGCUAUAUAGCUUUACGAUUUAUCAACCUACGCCCGUUUCGCGAACGACCUCGUCCGCAUCUCGCUCGGAUUAACGGUUAACGACCCCACUCAGAAGCUCUGAAGAUCAUACUAUUGGAGGACAUUUGGUUUCGUCCACGUUUCCGCUGUACACGGCAAAAUGGCCGGCCCUGUAAACCCCUUUGCUGGCCUCGGCCAGAAAGAUGGGCCAGCCGGUUCAGCAGGACGUGGACGCGGUGGACCAUCUGGCCGACCUUAUCAACCCAAAGCCGCCAAUACGUCACGCGAUACCAAAGUUCGAGGCCGGGGACGAGGGGCUUCAUCAGCAACAAGGUCUGGGCGGGGGCAAGGAAGGGGCGCUAGCUCAGCGAGCAAUACCUGGCGCAACAAGUCAGAUUCCCCGUCGGGGUCUGUAGGACCGAUUACCUCGCCUUUCGCACAACUUAAGCAAACGGCCCCUGCGUCGUCGCCCUUUGGCGGCCAGACAUUGCAGCAGAAGGCGUCUCCUACAGGGUUUGGAAAGGCCUCGCCGGUGCCGUUUGGUGCCCCCAACUUCGAUGGCAAUGGCGUCGGCUUCGGUACGGGUUUCAGCCAAGGGCCCUCCCAGCAGCCCUCGCCUUCAGAUAACGGAUCCAGCAUUCCCGUCGAAGAGCUGUCGCAUAUGAGCAGCUAUACCGAGCGCUACGAACAGCUUAAACUCGCUAGAACCAAGGAACGGGAAAAGGCCAUUAGAGAGGGGCAGAUGGCAGAUCCAAAUCAACCGACUUCCUUGAAUCAAGCCAUUACACCCGUGGGCACGUGUACGAGCAUGUGCCCUGAAUUCGAAAGAGUGGAACGUAUAGUUCAAAAGAUGGUCGACAAAAGCGAGAAGUUUCUGCAUCCCGCAACGAAUUCGCUACAGAAUAUGGAACUGAAGAUGCUAAAACGGUUCAGAAGAUCCGCAGCCGGCUAUGAUGAACAGCUUCCGUCAGACAUUCGAACACCCAAGACCCUCCUUCAGACCAUGAACUACCUCAUACGGCACGUCAUUGAUGGGCCCGAGCCUCUUGGACUUAUCCAUAAGUUCGUAUGGGACCGAACUCGCUCAAUCCGUAAUGAUUUCUCGGUCCAGCAGCUCACACAGGAGGACCAUGUGAAGAUGGCGGUAACAUGCCUGGAGAGAAUUGCUCGGUUCCACAUCAUAUCACUACAUCUGCUGUCGAGCCCUGCGAAUGAUGAGCCUUUUGAUCGCCAUCAGGAACGCGAGCAGCUGAACAACACGAUGUUGUCACUGAUGUACUACUAUGAUGACAAUAGAGGCCGGAUCGCCUUUCCGAACGAAGACGAGUUCAGGGCCUACUAUAUAAUUCUCUCGAUUCAUGACCAACGGCCUGAUUUGGAAGCUCGUGUCCAGAAGUGGCCCGCGGAGCUGAGGAACUCACCCCGAGUUCAAAUCGCCCUGGAAUUGUUUGCUGCUGCCGGGAAUACAUGGGAGUAUCAGGGUACUCUCGAUGCGAAGCGACCAAACGCGAUCGCGCAAGGCUUCUACGCACGGUUCUUUAACAUAAUUGAUUCGCCGGGUGUUUCCUAUCUCACAGCCUGCGUUGCAGAGAUCUACUUCAACCACAUGCGUCAAACCGCUAUUCGUUCCAUCUGGAAAGGAUAUUGUCGCUAUCCUGCAUCCCAACAGCACAAGAACGAAGAAUGGACCCUUGACGAGCUGACGACAGUUCUUUGCUUUGAUGACCACGAACAGACUAUCAAGUUCUGUGAAGAGCAAGGCUUGGAAUUUGCCGAGAACGCCAAUGGUGAUCUUUAUCUUAACUGGGGCAGUCGUCCAAUUGAUACAGUCGCCUUUCAACCGUCGUCAGAUCACUCAUUCUCGGAACAGCAUGUUGAGUCAAAGCGUGCAGGCAGAACACUGGCUGCCAUCAUCCUUGGCCUCAACAUCAAAGAAGCUGCAAAUCUCGGAAUGGUCGAUUCAUCUCAUCUGUCCGAGCGCAUUCCUGCGUUGCCCGCGCCCAUGAGUACAAAUGAUGACUCGCUUUUCGUGAGCGACGAUGAUAACGCCUCCCAACCUUUCAACUUCAAAACGGCUGGGUCUCCUUCACAAGAAGAGAGUCCACGCGACUCGCCGAGCUCUGCAUCUAGCCUUCAGAACGCAUUUGCGGGAUUUUCACAGCCUGAAACUUCGAAUCCACCGGCUUUUGCGUUUGCUCCUAAUCCGACUCCACAACCAUCACAGCCCUUUGGUACGCAGCAACAGACAUUCUCGUCGCCAUUUCCGCCCAAUAGCACAGCCAAUGCCUUUGGGUCACCUGCAAGUGUACCUUCAAACCCUUUCGCAAAUGUUAUGCAGUCAUCCACCCUAUCGAAGAGCCCCCCGAAAGAAAGCAUUGCAGCCUUCACACCUUCGUCCGCAAAUCAACAGUCGAACACCCUCUUUGCCCCUGCACCGAGCCCAGUCGCAACACAAGACACAGAAAAGCCUUCCGUAUUCUCUACUACCACGCCUUUCAGCUUCGCGAAUGCCGUCAACUCUACUACCGCCCCGACAUCACCAUUCAGUACCCCUGCAGUUUCUUUCGCCCCAAAGUCCGACCAAGCCAACGUAGCGGCUGCUGGCCAGCCCACACCUACGCCUUUCAGCACAGUAAAGGGGCCCUACUCAUCAGGGGCAUCUAGCUCGAUCUUCAGCUUUCCUAACGAAAGCAUAACUUCUGCUGACGCUAUUCCCCCUCAACCUCAAUCAACCCCACAAGCUUUUGCAGCUGCAUCAUCGCCAUUUACGAAAACGUCUGCCUCGGAGAAGCAAGAGCAAUCCCGCCUGUUCUUCUCUCCGCCGCCUCGUGUGCCAUCCGACACCGCGCCCCAAACUCAACUGGGCAGUCCGUCAGUUCAAGAGAAACAAUCGACCCCCUCCGAUGAGAAGACCGCCGUUCCUUUCGAGAAAGAGGCCUCACCUGAACCGUCAGUCGCAGAAGAGCACAUAUCACUCCCAAGCGAUAACGUUCCCAUUGAAUCGCUGCACUCAUCGACUGCUCAGGAACCGGAGGCAACGAACGCCCUUAUUGAUGGAGAGCGUUCAGUCCAACCAGUUGAGGUGGAAAAGGAACACGAGCCUGUAUCUCUUGAGAGGCCCAUUGAAGAACCAACUGCCGAACUUACGAAUGAUUCGCGGCGUUCUGCAUGGUUAUCAGCUCUGAAAGGAGCUGCUGACAGACGACGAGAAACUGUGUCUAAUGGACGUAAGCGAGUCCACGAGGAGCCAGAAGAACCAAAACUCGUGGAAAGCGUACCCAAAGCGCAGAAACUGCAAAAAGCCGACGUGCCCACUCCGCAGAAGAAGUCCAUGGCACUUGCAUCUACGAAACCUUUACCAAAGCUUCCGAUUCUGGAACAGAUCGAAUCGAUGACCGCCAGAAAGCCGGUGGGGCCCAAGCCCGAGGCGCCGAAAUCGGUUCAAGUUGACGAAGAUGAGCUGCUUUUGUCUGCUGCCCGCAUUGCCGCCGAAUCAUUAAGAAGUGGACCAAAGCUCCUCGAUGGGUGGUCUACAUCCUACGAACCCCGAAGCUCUUCCUUCAGUCCCGGGGCUAGUUUAUCAUCUUCUGUUGCAUUCUCCAGAAGCCAGUCCCCCCAAUCAUCAUCCUACAUCAAUGGCUAUGAGGUCUCGCUAGCCCCAGAUACCGAUCUCGGACUUGGCCGUACGUUGUCUCGAACCGAGCAACGGAUCCGACUGACAGGAGCUAAGGGUCUAGCGUACAAGCCGUUGGAUUUCACUCCUGACAAGAAACGGAAAUCUCGCUAGACUGACAGUAGAUCUUAGCCCUGCGCAUCCUCUUCCUGUUCUUUCCUUAUCCCUGAUUCUGAAUCAUAUGCAAUCUGCACGAUAUGCGACGUUCAUCUCAUCUGAUUCCAUUUCACCUUAAAGAGACCUACUGUGAUUCUGGCUAUUCAAUUCACUCCUAUACCACUGCAUUCAGCAUCGGCGUUUUGAGGUUCAUGUACGCCUUUAUUGUGUCUACUUUUCUUCGGGCUUGUGGUUGAAACUGUUUGAUUCGAGAUUCCACUAUGUCUCGGAAUCUUGUUGGAAUUGGCGCUGUGUAUUCCACUGCGAAUUGAAAUAGAACCAGAAUUUUCUAUACCCAUACAGAACAUACCCUUUAUGCUUCAGUCAGUAUCCGAGCCUUAUUUAGAUGUUCACAUCAUGCCUGUAUAUCUCUAUCAUAACAUCGAGAAAGGGGUUCAUAUUCUAUGAGACAGACAUUGAUGGAG